CUUCCUUUGCUGUUUGGAGUUUUCUUUUCACUGUUUAUCUAAAGCAGACUCUGUAUAUUAUCUCUAUUACCAGAUAAUUUUUUCUCAGUAUGUCUGUUAAUACUACACAACGCUUGCAAGCUCUCCGCGAGCUUAUGGCAUCCGAGAAAUACGCUGUCGAUGCUUUCCUCAUUCCAUCCGAAGACGCUCACCAGAGUGAAUACAUUGCCGAUUGCGAUAAACGUCGUCACUGGAUUUCCGGCUUCACCGGUUCAGCAGGUUUCGCCAUCGUCACCGCCAAUGAGGCCGCUCUUUUCACGGAUGGCCGUUAUUUCCUUCAAGCUUCUGAACAACUUGAUGGCAAUUGGACCCUCAUGAAACAAGGUCUUCCUGGUGUUCCUACCUGGCAAGAAUAUCUGGUCAAGAAUCUCGCGGCUGGUUCGCGUAUUGGUUUGGACCCUACUCUUAUUACAGCAGCUGAUGCCGACCAAUUGACGGAACAAUUGAAAACCAAUGGCUCCUCAUUGGUGCUUCUUUCAGACAAUCUGGUGGAUAUUGUCUGGCAUAAAGAGAGACCCUGUAGCCCAAAGAACGUGGUCAACGUUCACUCACUUCAUUUUGCUGGCAAACCGUUCCAAGACAAGUUGGCCGAUCUUCGCAAACACAUUAGCAGCAAGGAUGCGUAUGGCGUGAUCCUCUCGGCCCUGGACGAAAUUGCUUGGCUUUUCAACCUUCGCGGUUCCGAUGUAGAGUGUAACCCUGUUUUCUUUGCUUACGCUUUGGUCACCGAAGACGCAGCUACUCUCUUCAUUGAUCCUGUCAAGCUGUCACAAGAAGUCAAAGAUCAUUUGGGGGCCGAUGUCACUGUGAGACCUUACACUGAUGUGUUCAGCGAUCUUCAAGCUCUUCGUGAAAAGCUUUCCAAGAAAAUCAUCAUUGAUAACAAGACAAGUUUGGCCAUUGAAACCGCCAUCGGCAAGGAUCUGGUAUUGCAAGACCGUUCGUUUGUGACCGACGCUAAAGCUGUCAAGAACGAAGCCGAACUCAAAGGCAUGCGUGACUGUCAUCUCCGUGACGGUGCUGCCUUGGUCAGCUAUUUCGCAUGGUUGGAAGAUCAACUGCUAAAGGGAGCUACGCUUGACGAAGUGGAUGGUGCGGACCGUCUUGAACAAUUCCGUGCCGCUCAGAAAGACUUUGUUGGACUUUCUUUCGACACCAUUUCGUCCACUGGCGCCAACGGGGCCAUUAUCCAUUACAAGCCCGAGAAGGGUUCAUGCAAAGUCAUUGAUCCCAAGUUGAUCUAUCUCUGUGACUCGGGAGGUCAAUACAAAGACGGUACAACGGAUGUGACCCGAACCCUCCACUUUGGCGAACCCACUGAAUAUGAAAAGCGAUGCUUCACCCGUGUGUUACAAGGUCACAUUGCCAUUGAUGUUGCCGUUUUCCCCAAGGGCACGACAGGUUAUCUGUUGGAUCCUUUUGCUCGUCAUGCUUUGUGGAAGGAUGGUCUCGAUUUCCGUCACGGUACAGGUCACGGUGUUGGAUCUUACCUCAACGUGCACGAGGGCCCUCACGGUAUCGGUGUGCGACAGGCGUACAAUGACACCCCCUUGGCGGCGGGCAUGGUUGUCACUAACGAGCCUGGCUAUUACGAAGAUGGUCAUUUCGGUAUCCGUAUCGAGAGUGUCCUGAUUGUCAAGGAAGCAAGCACCCCUCACAACUUUGGUGGACGUGGUUACCUUGGCUUUGAACAUGUCACUAUGGCUCCCUUGGGACGUAAAUUGAUCGAUGUCAACUUGCUGUCUCCCGAAGAGCGCAAAUGGGUCAAUGACUACCAUGAUGAAUGCUGGGCGAAUCUUUCCCCUCUCCUCAAGGAUGAUGCAUUAGCCACCGCAUGGUUGAAGAAGGAGACACUAGCGAUUUAAUAUCAUAAUGGAUAGUCUGCGUGAAAAAUUCCGUGAGCCAAAUGAGUCAAUCGUAAAUAAAAAUCAAAAUGUACAAUCUUCGAAUUCUCGUUUCCUCCUCUAACAUGCCGGUGCUAUUAAAUGUCGCCGACU
Radiomyces spectabilis is the source of this 2036-nucleotide messenger RNA. Its product is annotated as peptidase M24, structural domain-containing protein. The transcript has 10 exons. Gene Ontology annotation, molecular function: metalloaminopeptidase activity. NCBI's taxonomy places the organism in Eukaryota, Fungi, Mucoromycota, Mucoromycetes, Mucorales, Radiomycetaceae. The record is from RefSeq and is a predicted model, not a curated record. Bases 90 to 1904 code for a protein of 604 amino acids.